Chelonus insularis is the source of this 2040-nucleotide messenger RNA. It is a transcript of the gene nab, whose product is annotated as NGFI-A-binding protein homolog. The coding region runs from base 200 to 2011 and encodes 603 amino acids. The transcript has 11 exons. Gene Ontology annotation, biological process: negative regulation of DNA-templated transcription. The record is from RefSeq and is a predicted model, not a curated record. Gene Ontology annotation, molecular function: transcription factor binding; transcription coregulator activity. NCBI's taxonomy places the organism in Eukaryota, Metazoa, Arthropoda, Insecta, Hymenoptera, Braconidae. Gene Ontology annotation, cellular component: nucleus.
CGUCUUUACUAAUUGAAUUUAUUUAUUAUUCUUUUGAUUAUUUUGGUUUUUUAUUUUCCCUUUGGCCGUUUGUCUGUGCGUGAUUUAGUGUGAUAUUUGCUUGUUUGAUUGACAAAAAUUUGCGUUCGAAUGUGCAUAGAGGGUGGAUGGGAUUUAGUAUCUUGUGCUUGCACGAGAGUAGGUGAGUAGCAAGUGAGAAAUGGAAACACGAGUGUGCGCUACCGGUAGCGUCUCAGGUACUGAAGGAUCAACGAGAGGCGUCGCGACGCCCUCACCUGUACCACCACUACCACCACCGACAACAACAAUAACAAUAACAUCAACAACAACAACAACAUCAUCAUCAUCAUUAUCAUCAACAACUCCUUCAAUAUCUUGUGUGGGAAGCGUCGGGAUAGCCGCAGUUGCAGCCGCAGCAGCAUUAAGUUCCGGUUCCAUGAGCCAAAGUCCUGUAGUUGUGCUUCCAAGUCCACCAACAGUUGCCACAACACAUCCACCAACACUUCCGAAAAUUCUAAGUCGAAAUGCCAAUGGAACACUUGUCCAAACUUCAGUACCACAAAAUGAAGCCGAAUUGCAGCUUUACAGGGUAAUGCAACGUGCUUCACUUUUAGGAUAUUAUGAUACACUUUUAGAAAUGGGCGGGGAUGAUGUCCAACAACUCUGUGAUGCUGGUGAAGAAGAGUUUUUAGAGAUUAUGGCGCUAGUUGGUAUGGCAAGUAAACCUUUACAUGUAAGACGUCUCCAAAAGGCUCUCCAAGAGUGGAUCACUAAUCCGUCUUUGUUUCAAACACCUGUAGUGCCAACAAACGCCACAACCUGUAAGAACUCAACUACGGUAACAUUUGCAGCCGCAAGUCCAAGAACUCAUCAAUCAACUCCGAAUCUUUUCCCUUCAGUAUUACACAAUACUAGCCCUACAACACCAUUUUCUACCACCCACGUAUCAUUAACUCCCUUAUCUUGUAGAAGUGUAAGCCCCAUAGCUCCAGUAACAAAUGUUAUUGCACCAGCUGCAACUUCUAGUUUUCGACAAAGUCCAAGUCCCAAUACUCCAAUAACCUAUUCUACUUCUCAUAGUCCGGGAAUUCUUCAGGUUGGCACUUGUGAAUCUUCUUGUGGAAGUGGAACUACACCGAGUCCUAGUGGUGGUGGUGGUGCUCCUUCAAGUCCAACACAAACAACUCCUACUCUUCUUUCAUCGCAGGUGCAGCGACUUGCAGAAGCAGCUGAACGUCUUGCUUGCAAUCUUCGACCAUUGGAUCCAAAGCCUCAUAAUGUUAAGAAGAAAAUUUGCAAGAACCUCGAGAUGGUGAUGGCUAUGCCGGACACCGACCCAAGAAGAAUGGAAGAAAUCAGAAAAUAUGCGGCGAUUUAUGGCAGAUUUGAUUGUAAGAGAAAGCCAGAGAAACCAUUAACACUUCAUGAAGUAUCUGUCAAUGAAGCUGCUGCACAGAUAUGUCGAUUUGUUCCUGCCUUACUAACACGAAGAGACGAGUUAUUUCCAUUAGCUCGUCGUGUUGUUCGAGACUCGGGCUAUCAUUACUCCAAAAGUCAAUUCUUGUCAAUGACAAAGCCACGAGGUGAGAACGGUGAUGAUGGAGAGGAAAAAACAAAACGUCAACAUUUGGAUCAGGAGGCUGAGGGUGAGGACACAUCCCAGGCCGAGUUGGAUCUACGCUGUACUGGGACGGAUAUCAACAAUAUCCUAAGAAGACAUGGAUCAUCAAGUCCAGUCUGGAGGAAGAAGAGUAACAACGGAGUAUUUGCAACAAAUAUCGAGGAAGUCAGCGAUACAGAUAGUCAAUUUUCAUUUUCUAAUGAAGAAUCUUCGUCUUUACAUGAUGUAAAUGAACUAGAAGCUGACAAUACGGACAAAGAAAGUGAUUUUAAUUUGAAAGUAAUUGCUUCACGAGGAGAUAAUAUAAUUGCAGUUGCAAAUCCUGCAUUAAUGGAAUGUAAUCAUCCAACAAUAAAAAAAGAACCUGAGGACGAAAAGUCAACAUUGUGAUAUUACUUAAUAAAAAUUGUUAAAUGACA